GUUACGGUAUGUUUAUCCAGUCAUCUGUCGGCCGCUGUUUGAUCAAUAUGACAGAGGUGGACCACAACUGGGGAGAUGGAAUCAAAUUUUACUUGAGCAAUUUGACGAUCUUUGACUUCCGUAUGAAGUUCCCACCUGCAAAAUCAUUCUGUGCUUCAGCCAACAGCCCGGAAAUGACCUUUCCUUUCUACCAGCACAUGGACUUAGUACAGGUUAAUGGGAAUGACCGUACGUCGGAGGCUAUUGGCGGAAAUUGUGACAGGGUGUUUACUACUGCGGCCAACAUGAAAAUCACUCUUCACUUUAUGAUAGUUGAGCGUGACCCUGACCCAGCUGUCACCGGCAAGUUUAUCAUUAGAGAUGGCCUGCUUGGCACCAGCAGAACUAUCAUUAUCAACAAUGGAACUUUCCCACAAUCCAUCACCACGAAAAGUAAUACCCUGAACAUCCAGUUCCAGUACACUGUGCCCCAUAAUCUAAUCUGCAAGACCUUCCCACCAUGCAUCCGUUUUUUGUUGGAAUUUACAUCCGGCUUUGAUGUGGAGGAAGAGUUCCGACUACUGAUGUCAAAUGUCCAUGACAACAUUGGCUAUGGCGUGAAUAUUCAAGAUAUGCGCAGUAAAGUGCGCAUCAGCAAUGAAACAGUUAUAUCUAAUAACCAGUUUGGGGCGGGAGUGCUGGUAUACAAAGGUGCUGGCGAUAUUGUUAUCAACGGAACUCGUCUAGAGAAUAAUUCAGACGCAGGUGUUAAUAUUACGUAUUCGGGAGGGUACCAGCUGAUAAAUGGCACACAGUUCAUUAGAAACAAAGGUUACGGGAUUAUCACAGAGUACAUGAAGCUCAAUCACACACGUAUUGAAUCACAAAAUAAAAUUGAAUUUGUCAGAACCAAAUUUAUGUGGAAUGAAAUGAUUGGAUUACGAAUGGGAAACUACUGUCGUGGUGGAGAUAUUUUGAUUAACGAGAGUUAUUUUGCCUAUAACUAUGACGAGGCUAUUGAGUAUCUGUCCUGCAAUAUAAGCACACCAUAUAAGACAAAGUUUCGACUGGAAUUUAACAUUUUCAAUGACAACUUCAGACAUGCUCUUCUCAUGAGGCCAUUGCUGAACACCGAUGGAAUUAUCACCAACAACACUUUUGCAAACCACUCCCUUAGCACGUUGAAAAUCGACAAUGGUUAUGAUCUUUUGAUAAGCAGAUAUUACCGAGACUUCCCUGUGACUUUUAAAAUAUUUGAAAAUGUGUUUGAGAAUAAUAUGGGCCGCUAUGUGGUCAAUAUUCGCUUAACACAGUAUAGUGCCACACAAAAUCUUUACUGCAAGUUUAAUCACUUUCUGCGGAAUGAGAUAAAUGAUUCAUUCCCAUUUCUGAACCCGAGGAGCCGAGCCAAUGCUGUAAUAGUGUUGUCAUCCAGUAACAUCCAGUUUCGGCGAAACAACAUUAACAACCCAGGCUCUUUAAGAGAAGUGGCAACACAUUUGGUAGAUCCAUCGGUGGCAAUUGAUGCAACAGAAAAUUACUGGGGAACUGAGAUCAACAGACAAGCAGAUUAUGAGAACGUUUACAAGUCUAUUUUUGAUCAGGAUGACCGAUACAAUCUGGCAUUGAUCACCUAUCACCCUGCACUGAAGACAAUUCGGCUGUAUGAGAAUUACCUCUCGGACGAUGUCCCAGCUUAUGUGUGGCAGUUCUACAGAGGCAAUGUCAUUGGUGGCAUACUUGAGAACACUUUUGUUUGCGGUCAAGGCAAAACCCUCUACGUGGACCGAGAUAUCUAUGUUUUCCCUGAUAAGACUUUGCUGAUGGAGGCAGGAUGCAAAUUGAAGUUUUUGCCAUCCGUCGGGAUGGUAGUUCAUGGAGUGUUGCGUGCAGACGGCGUCCGCAGGGAAACACCUUUGAUAUUUGACAUCGAUGACCGGGAAGAAUUUAUACCAGUGGAGAACCGCACAGCCACUGUUCGACUGAUGAAUGGUACUGAUGAGUUUGAAGGUCGUCUUGAGGUGGAGAUCAAUGGCGUCUGGGGGACAGUUUGUAGAGAUGGGUGGAUCGUGGAGAACUCAUUGCUUGCUUGUCAGCAGUUGGGUCUUGUAUAUAACCCAGAAUACCCAACAGCAAGGUUGCAGACACCUGCUCCGACUGGAACUCCCAUUCUGAUGAGCUGGGUGUCAUGUGACGAUGUCGAUGUUGACUUGACUCAGUGCCGAUCUGUCAACAUUGAUGCUGCGACAUGCGAUCAUUCUAAAGAUGUCUACUUGAGGUGUCAGUUGCCAACUUGGUCGGGCAUCACCCUGGCUGCUGCAUACAAAACUGACCAGGUCCAACCAGUCCAGUCCGAGUCUCAAAUCCGAUUUGCUGAGUUGAACAAUGCCGGACUUCUUGACCCAGAUACUGGGGAACUAACUCCAGCUCUCCGCAUCGACUACAACUACUAUCAAAUUUCAUGGUUGACUGUGCGGAAUUCAAUGUCAGAUGGAAUCCUAAUUUCAUACAAUCAUCCAUACACUCUGAAUAAAAUGGAGUACAUUACGGUGCUCAAUAGUGCCAGAAAUGGCAUUGUUACCAGGUCCCCAAAGCUGGAGGUGAUGCAUUCUAGGUUGGAUGGCAACCAGAUGGCAGGAUUCUUGUAUGAUCCAUUCUUUACCGAGUAUGAUGCUCUGUUAAUACGUAACACAAUCUACCCUCAAAGACGUAUUGAUAUGUUCGGCAAGCCUCUGAUAACACUGCAGCCUGACCAGCUUAUGUUUCUGAUAUGCCCAGCAGGACAGUCAAAAGUAGUGAAGGAUUACUUUGUGGAGAUACAAUCCUCGUCAGUGGUUUAUAAAGUGGUGGUGCAGAUCCUAGAUUAUCUGCCGAUUGAAAGUGCAGAGAAGGUCAUCAUCUAUGACUCAGACCUGUCACACAUCAAUGCAUCAAACACCAAGAGGUGGCAGAUUGAGAAGGAUCUUGUGGAUUUCCCCAUUCUGUCCAGUUUCAGCGUGGUCACCAUCCAUUUGAAAGUCAAUGGCCAGUUGUCAGGAAGGCUGGCAUUUGCAGUGAUACGUGAUACUGACAAACCAGACUUGAGGACUGCUGUGACCAACACAACUUUCAACUACAACAAAAAUGGAGUUGUCACCAAGCACUACAACAAUCCUUCCAACAAACGGCUGGAGUUGUUCUUUAGACACAAGGAGGAGACCAUCUUCACUCAGUAUACCAUGCAUAUGCCUAGUGUGACCAAGUUCACAGAUGACUACAUCCCAACAUACGAAGACAUGACCCGACCCGAGCGUGUCGCAGUUAUCAACUACACCGUCUUCCAGUGUGAGUUCAGGGACAAUGCCAUGGGAAUUUUGGCUGAACACAAUCAUGUAGACUUUGCCAAUAAUGUUUGGAAAUGGAGACUGGACCAUGUAACAGUUCAAGGAACAAAAACAGGAGGGUUGGAGAUCGAAGUUCCCCGUGUCAAUGAUUUUACUGAGAAGGAAACCCACGCAGUUACUGUUGUAGUUACCAUUUUUCAGAAUAAUAACAAUUUUGCAUUUACAAUUGCUGGCUAUUACACUGUGAUAAAGGUAGAAAAUAAUGCUUUCUUGAACAACGUCUGCCGUCUAGGCCUCAUUUCUAUCACAGGGAUGGAGAAAAACAUGACUGUUAACGGUAAUCGGAUUCAAGACAAUAUCUGUCGUUAUAUGGUGGAUAUUAACGUCAUUAGCCACUCUGAAUAUUUUUCUUCAGUUAUGGGCCAAAUGGAUUUGAAUGACAUCAGUAAUAAUCGUUACGAAGGGGAGAUGCCUCCUGGUUCCGACAACAGCCCCAAGACUUACGCAGUAGCUGUGAGAGGGUUACAGAACUUGGAGGUCAAUUUCAAUUUAUUCAGAAACCCUCAGCUUGAUUAUGAACUCGUUGCUGGUAUCACAUCAAUUUUACUAGGGAGCUCAAUGAAUGCCACGCGUAAUUUUUGGGGUUUUACAGACCAGCCGAACAUUCGUAGAAGGAUUUUUGAUUUUGAUGAUUGGAAUAACUAUGCUAUUGCCGAGUACUUUCCUUACCUGUCUGUAGCAGACCCAAACUCUGUGCCUACAACUGGAAUCAGGGAAGAAUUCUAUCUGGACCCAAAUCAACUUGGUGGUAGAGUGGAGAAGUCUCAGGUUUUGGCAGAAAUUGGUCGACCUUAUAUUGUCACAUCUGAUCUGACAGUGAUGCCAGGUGUCACUCUGACAAUCACAGGAGGGACGGAGCUACAGUUUAUGCCAGAUGUAGGCAUCCUUGUUCUUGGUCGUUUAGUGGCAAAUGGUCUUCCAAACAGUCGAAUAAAAUUUCAACCUUUGCUGCCAUCAAACAAUCCCAAGUUUUCUCUGAGAAGACGGGAUGUGUCCCUUGACAGGGAGAAACGUGAAUCUGUUAAUACAACGGUUCGUCUCCUAGGUGAUGGCACUCUGUUUAAGGAUGCAGGAUUUUUGGAAAUGUACAAUUCCUCUACCAAAAACUGGAACAUGAUGUGUGAUAGUCAGUUUCAUGAGAAAACGGCCGAAGUCGUCUGCCGACAGCUGGGUAAAGAAGUAAUUAAUGUCAAGGUCAGAUUCACCCACCUCUACGAUUACUACAUCUACGGCAAACCCAUGUACUCUCGCAAAGAAUUUUGGUACUAUUCCUAUUAUUGUCGAGGCGAUGAAACUUCUCUUAGCCAGUGUAUCACUCGCUACAAUUACAACUUGCUUGACUGUGUCUAUGCCGCUAAUUAUACAUUCAUCACAUGUGGUGACAGAAACCUUGACUCUAAUCUGCAAUACUGGGGAAAUAUUCGCUUUGCCAUGGACUCCUACGAAGAGCAGCCUCUGGAGAAGGAUAUUGGGAUUGAUCGUUCCUCACUGACCUAUGUUGACAUUCACGGUGCUGGAAUGUUACAUGGGGAAAAGGUCGGUGCCGUUCAGUCCACCUAUGUUACCCCCAUUUUCAACAAUAUUAACAUCUCUAAUUGUGCUGAAAAUGGCUACGACAUUAUUGCACCCAGGCAAAAUUUGGACGUGCAGCUACAAAAUAUAUCUGGCAAUCUAGGCUUUGGCGUAAACAUCCUUGUUUUAAAUGGGGAAUCCAGCAUACAUCGCUCAUCCUUUCAACCGUCUGGUCCAAAUACAAUGCCAUAUUCUGUCCAUGGACUUGUGGAUAUGUGCAGACUAGAAAAGGAAAUUCAAGUAGAAACCAGAUUGAUCCUGUUUUACAAGUAUGGACCAUAUACGAGAGACUGCGUCAAAAUAAUCAGAUCAAAGCGAACUGUUGGCCUGCGAUUUUUGCAAGUAAAUCUGUUCCAAGAAGACUUUUCGCGAAACAGCAUUGAAAUCUAUGAUGGAGAAACUGCCACCGCUCCUCACAUCGGACGGAUUGUUGCCAACAGCAGCACUGACGACAUGCAGCAGCUGUACCAAACCACCGGCAGUGUCAUGGCCGUGCAUAUCCACGCGUCUGUCAGUUUUGGGAGCUUUGGUUUCAUUGCUGAAGUGGUGAAGCUUCCUCUGUCUGGGUUGACAUAUCCAAAUAGUGAUUAUCGACACAACAUUCAGCAGUGUGAGAUUCGUUACAAUCAAGAUGGAGCUCUACAGUACAAAACUGUCGGAGAAACCACCCCCUCCCUGUACAUUGAACAUUGUUGGAUGGGGGACAAUGGCUAUCCUAUUUUGAACCUGACAUCUCCACCAUCUAUUGACAUCUCCUUGCAAAGCAUUAUUAAUUUUCGAUUUUCACACAACCAGGUGUCCUAUAACAAGGGAGGCAUGUACCUGUAUGCAUACACCAGCUCGCUGAAUACAGCCCUGAAAGGAAAUUUUACCAACAAUGUUUUUGCUUUUGGCAAAAAUGGAGAAGCCUUGAACAUUUCUGGCCAUUAUUUCCAGCAUCUGAUGUUUUUCCAGAACUAUGUUUACAAUUAUACGGCAGGCGAUUACCGGGAUGUUAUUCACAUCAAGGAUGUGUUAGUGAACCUCACACACAACUAUAUCGUUAGGAAUCUCGGACACUACAUCAUUCAUACCUAUGACAGUGAUGAUAGUACAGACACCCAAAUCUUUGCUCGUAACGGCAUUUAUAACAACAACGCCACAGCACUGAGAGAAGCCACCAUCAAAAUUGGCCAGGGAAUGCCAAAGUUUGUGAACAAUUUUUUUGUCAAUCCAUUGAAUGAUUUUGAAAUCGCAACUUAUCCAAAACCAUCGCCUAAUACACAGCCUAUUGACGCUAAAAGCAACUGGUGGGGCUCUGAACGGGAAGCUUACAUCAGUGGGAAAACAUACGACUCCUCUGAUGAUAGCUCACUUGUUGAGGUGGAGUUCUGGCCUCCAGUUCUGGAUAACAGAACUCUUGUAGAAGGAAACUGUUUGCCUGGUUGGGUUUUUGAUCAGAAGCGAUGUUACCGAUACAUGGGCGGUGCUCUGCCCUUUGAACAAGCUAAACAGUUCUGUCAGUCGCAUGGGGCAUUUCUGGCAGAGUCCCGUGAUCGAGAAGACUUCUUCAACUAUUUGAUUCGACUGAUGGUGAUUCAGCCUGACUGGACACAGAGAGUUUGGGUAAUGGCUGAUGUCGGCUUAGGUCGGUGUUCUGCUUUUGAGCUAAGCUACGUUGUAUACGAAGAGGAAUGUACCCGCCGGUAUUACCCCUUUAUCUGUGAAACAGAUCCGCAAGUGUCUGCCCCCACAGAGCUUGAAUCAGCAGUCCAGGCAAUGAUUAUCGGCAUCACAGUUGGGGUUGGAGGAAUCAUUAUCAUCAUUAUUGCUAUCAUUGUUAUCCUCUGGUGCAUCAAAUCCAAGCGACGAGAGAAAGAAAGAUUUGAGCGAACAGCUUCCAUUAGGUCUUCUAUCAGCAACAUGGCAAAACUAAAUGGUUCUCUGAGAGGAACAAAGUCAACUGUCACUAUCCUGUCAGGUGGCGCUGCCAGGCAGAGAUUAGAUGACCUGGAGGAAAGAUCUGUAGUAUCUUCCUGCGGAAAGAACUCCCAGAAUUCCAUUGUCAGCAAUGGUACAAGCAGAAGUGAACAGAAUAUUAGUUCCAGGUUUAGGAGAAACCAGAAUCAGGACUCUACAGAUGCAGUAGCUAUAGCAGCGAAGGGCAGGCCCCAUAACCUGCGACCGGAAAAGAUAGGCACAGAUGGUAGGAAUCUUACAGCAACAAGAAAUGUGGAGAGUGGUAUGCUGAAUGUUAAGGACAGACAGAGAGAAGACGAAAACAGGAGAGGUGCAUAUGGAGGGGAUAAUGUUGGAGAGGGAAAUAAAUUGGGUAGUUAUAGAAGGGAUAAUGUUGGUGAGGGAAAUAGAGUUGGUACAUUAGGAAGAGAUAAUGUUGGAGAGGAGAAUAAAACGGGUACUUAUGGAAGGGAUAAUGUUGGAGAGGGAAAUAGAGUGGGUUCCUUACGAAGGGAUAAUGUUGGAGAGGAGAAUAAAAUUAGUACUUAUAGAAGGUAUAAUGUUGGAGAGAUAGAUAGAAUGGGUUCCAAUACAAGAGAUAUUGGAGAGGUAAAUAAUAGAGUUGGUACUUUAAGAAGAGUUUCCAAUAUUGGAGAGGAAAAUAGAAUUGGUACAUAUAGAAGAGAUAAUGUUAUAGAGGGAAAUAGAAUGGGUACUUAUAGAAGAGAUGACGGAGAGGAAAAUAAAAGAGGUGUGGCCAACAGAAAUGCUGUUGAAAAUAGCACCAAGAAUGAACCAGAUGCAAAUGUUAAUAACUGUGAUGAAGAUUCAGAUGAUAAAGACAGUUUUAUUUCCGAUAGUACAUUUGAUGAUGUUGAUGAAGAGGAGAAUGACGGAUAUCUUCAAGCACCUGCCCUUGACAUUGAUGCUAUUAAUAUGCAGUACAACAUUGACAGAUCAAAUGAGCAGCUGUUUCAGAGACCUAUGGCUCCAUCAAAAACUGGAAUAGACUCUUUGAUUGACGUCAGUCAGAAUGAUGAGAAUGAUUUCACAGAAAAUCCUUACAGAAACAGACCCGUGCCCAGCCUGAGAAAUCCAGUGAAAACCCCAAGUAAUAAUGCUGUGUUCCCUCAGAGAACCAUCCAAAGAGAGGACCUUCCUACACCUCCUCCAGAUCCCAGAAACUUUCAGUUCCGACCUGAGCCAAAUAAACACACUGGGAAGCCUUUACUAGCACCAAAACCUCGCCUCCUUGGAAGAACAAAAGCCAGUGGGAGUCGAGAACAUUUGUCUUCUGCUCGUUCAGAAAGUACUGACUCCCAGUACACUGCAACAUUUAUGCUUCCGUCGCCUCAGAAUGAGGACAUAGAUAAUCAUGAUGUGUAUGACGAGGAUAGUAAUGAUCAUAUAUACAGUAAUCAGUUAGAGCUUCAGAUCAAUCAUCCAGUAAAUGACACAAGACCGAAAGGAAGCAUUAGCAAUUUAUAUCUUACUGAACCACAACCACUGUCUCAGAGGUCAGAACAUGACCCAGACCUGCACAGUAGAUCUCAAGCCAACAGGAAUGCCAGAAGUCCUCAUGAAGCUUCCAGAAGUUCUGUGUAUAGUUUUCUGAAUGAUAAUCAUAGUCCACAAAACACUCAGGGAGAUACAUCAUAUCACUCACAACCAUAUACUGCUCAUCCAACUGAUCUCAGCCAUUCCACUGACAGGUAUGAAAAUAUCGACUACAGCUUGGCCAGAGAUAACUUGUAUGGUGUCGACCAGCAGCCAGAUUUGGAUUAUCUCCCUCGAGAUCUUCAUAACCAAUCUGCAGGUUACAGGAUGACCUCUCCGUCACAUUCGUCUUUGUCCGAUCCAACGAAUUAUCACGACUCACAACUUCCUCAAGAUCUUCAUAAUCAAUCUAAUGGUUACAGAAUGACCUCGCCAUCACAUUCACCACUGUCUGAUCCAACAAACUAUCAUGACUCACAACUUCCUCGAGAUCUUUAUAAUCAAUCUGAAGGUUACAGAAUGACCUCUCCAUCACAUUCAUCGCUGUCUAAUCCAAUCAGCAGUCACGGCUCACAACCUACAGAUUCCAGCUUGCUGCCAUCUGUUGAAGCAAAUGUUGACUACAUGCCCAGACGGGACAAUUCUGUGGUCAGUAACAGGUUUCUGAACUCUGUUUCUCAGUACCAGAGAGAAGAAAUGUCACCUCAUGAAAGUGUGUCUUCAUAUGACAGCAAUAACUCCCGCCCUCCUCCAUAUUCAUUAGGACAUACUUUCCAGUCUGCUCAAUCACCCAACCGUGAUAGACUGAACCAGACGGGUGAGAGCAGACGACUUGGGAAUCCCCCGCCAUAUUCUCCUGGUGGAAAACUUAUGCCAAAACGCCAUGGCGGCAGUAAGGAUGUCUUGUAUUUACCUCAGGAAAAUAGAUCUAGGAGUCAGUCUUACGAAACCGAAAUAUAA
Molecule: messenger RNA, 9329 nt
Organism: Candidula unifasciata
Lineage: Eukaryota; Metazoa; Mollusca; Gastropoda; Stylommatophora; Geomitridae
Source: the annotation of a GenBank genome assembly